AAAUCCCUCGAUAUCAACUGCUCUUAUAAAAAGUGACUUCUUCGUAUAGAGAUCGACGACUAUAGUGAAACCUAUUGCUUGAUGGAGACAUAUUUAUGCGAGGAAUCUCCCGAAUACGAACGUUGGACAAUUUUCUUUGGCCACGAGAAAGAUCGAUAACACCUAUGACGUUGGAUGGUGAAAUAGGUGUGAGAGGAAUCGCCCACCAGACGACAAUUAUAAUAUAAUACGAUGAUAAAACACCCCCCAAAAUCCAAAAAGUAUUAAAUAAAGCGCUGCAGACGGCGAUCAAUUAAGUGAAUUGGUGUGUUUGUCCGUGACGUCAAACGUAUUUGCCCAAAUAAUCAGAUUCAGCGUGAGACAAAAUGACGCCUCGAGCCCCUUUUCCUCAUUACUCUUUAGCAUUUAGUUUCGCAUGGGUUGUGAGCCAAUAGCCACGAGCUGUGAUCUGCUCGGUUCGGGUCUGGUCUGGUCUGGUCUUCUGGUCUUCUCAAUGGGGGCUGAUAGCUCUCGCGUAGGCAGGGCACUCACUAGUAUAUAAAAUCUUAUGAUUCUGCUCAAACUUUCGCAGUUUAUCCGAUUAAAGCAACUGAGACAAACGGGGAUUUUUUUUUCGUAUUUCGUUCGUCUGCUUUUUCGUUUCACCCGUUCAACGAUGUGCCUGCUACUUUUGCUUGCUCUAUGCGUGGGCAUGAUCGGCGCUCGACCUUUGACCUCAACGGAACAACCAUCACAAGGACGCCAUCCCGAUUGGCCUGGUGUACCCGAUGAACGCUUGGCCGAUGCUGAAGUGGAUAACGCCUACGAGUUGUUCAAGUGGCAAACCGAACGAUCAACAAGUGCAAAGAAUUCUAAAGUCGAUAUGGGGUCAAUAAAUCGUGCAAUGACUAAUGAAUUACAAGUCAAGCUCAAUAAUGCCUAACGCUUAUUUUGUGCUGCUUACGUACUUUAGUAUUAAAUAAGUUGUUUAGAGAAAAAAA
Molecule: messenger RNA, 980 nt
Organism: Drosophila sulfurigaster albostrigata
Lineage: Eukaryota; Metazoa; Arthropoda; Insecta; Diptera; Drosophilidae
Exons: 2
Coding region: 548-922 (124 amino acids)
Source: RefSeq, a predicted model, not a curated record